AAAGACAUUUUCAACUUAGAAAAACAGUUAAACACUCAGUCAGAUGUGAAUGAGCUGUUACCUGAAACGAGGAGGAAUAAUGUCAAGGAGCCUCUUUCAAAUUUGUGUAUUGGCAACAGUUUUAACUGUUGCGCAUACCUGUUAUGAAGAGAUGCACAGACAGAUGGCCAGUUCCUUUCAUUUGUUACAUCAAUUCCACAGUCAACAGCAGCAGCAGCAGCAGCACCAACAUCGUCCUAGCAGUAAUGGUCAGCUCCUGUAUGAGGGGAACCGUGACUUUGCUCUCCGUCUGUACAAGCACAUGGAAACACCAAGGUCCAAGAACCUUUUUUUCUCUCCUCUAAGCAUCUCCACGGCCCUGGCUGCUCUCUCCCUAGGAGCAGAGGGUGAGACCAACCAGCAAAUUUUCAGUGGCCUUGGAUUCGGCAAUCCCAAUAUUGCAAAAGAGCAAGUGCACCAAGCAUUCCAGAGCCUUCUAGAAGAUCUUAGGUCAAAGAUGGCAGUGGAAUUGAAGACAGGCACUGCUUUGUUUCUGAAGGAAACCCUCAAGCCACAUUUGGAGUUUCUUGAGAAUCUGAAGCGUUUCUACAGCUCAGAUGGCUUCACGACCGACUUCACUAAAACUGCAGAAGCGACAGAAAUGAUUAAUAACUAUGUGAAAGAAAAGACAAAUGGCAAAAUCAACAAAAUGCUGGAAAGUGUGAAUCCGGACACCUUGAUGGUCCUCCUCAGUUACAUAUAUUUCAAAGGUAAAUGGGAGAUUCCAUUUGAUCCAAGAGCUACUAUGCAAGACAUAUUCUGGGUGGACACUUAUACCCCUGUUUUUGUUCAGAUGAUGUUCAACAAGGACCAUUUCAGUGUCUGCCAUGAUUAUACUCUUUCCACAAGCGUGCUUCAGUUACAUUUCACUAACAGUAUCUCUAUGAUGCUGGCUCUUCCCCAAAAUAAUCUGCAGGAGCUGGAAGCAAAGAUUAGUCCAAAUGACGUGUCAAAAUGGCAGCAGUGCAUGAGAAAAAGUGAGUACAGCAUCUACGUUCCUAAACUGUCCAUUAAAACAUCAUACGCUCUGAAAGAUGUCUUGAGCACAUUGGGAAUGAGCAAGAUGUUCCGUCCAGAUGCAGACUUUAGGAGAAUCUCAGAGGAUCAGAUUUUUGUUUCUGAGGCUGUGCAUCAAGCAACAUUGGAUGUGGACGAAACAGGAGCAACUGCAGCAGCAGUUACAGGACUGAUGGGUGUGCCUGGAUCCUACCGACCAAGCUUGAUACUGAAAUUUAAUCGUCCGUUCAUGGUCUUCAUCAUUAGCGACGACACUAACAGUAUUCUCUUCAUGGGAAAAAUACAAAAUCCAGCUGAGAAAUAAAACGGCACUGUGUUAAAGUAGCAUCUGAUGGCUGCUUUUUUGAAGGGAGGAGUGUUCAAGUGAAAGCUUUUGUACUGAACAUGGAGUGCAAGACCUUUUGUGGUCCUAUUCAUAAGCACGACAGUGCUUUUCAGAAGCAUUACAAUGACUGUAACACAACUUGUAGUGCUAUUCAUAAGUAUGAAAUCAUUAUUUACCUGUUAUUUCUUAGCCAGGUUAGCCAUACUGUUUUAUUAUAUGUCAUCUGUCCUCUGACUGUACUGUUUCGUUUCUGUUCGUGCUGUCUUGAUACCAAAUUGUCGCUACGUAAAAUUAAAUAUAAGGACUCAAUCUAAAGGAACUUAGAAACUCCUGGCAAAUGUUACAGAACUUAUGUAAGUUAAUGCUUGGGGCCGAACUUGAGACGUGUGUGUUUGCAUCUGCCAUGCUGUGAUGCUUAGCUGUUACAUGACGGAGGCUUGUUUCAGUGAAAUAAAAUUGAUAUCAGCAAGUAA
Chanos chanos (milkfish) is the source of this 1854-nucleotide messenger RNA. Its product is annotated as alpha-1-antitrypsin-like. The coding region runs from base 50 to 1360 and encodes 436 amino acids. Gene Ontology annotation, molecular function: serine-type endopeptidase inhibitor activity. NCBI's taxonomy places the organism in Eukaryota, Metazoa, Chordata, Actinopteri, Gonorynchiformes, Chanidae. The record is from RefSeq and is a predicted model, not a curated record. The transcript has 5 exons.